UUAAGGCAGAUUACUGGGAGAUUAUUAGUUCAGGUCCCACCUUAGACUCAAAGCCAGCUAGAUGACCUUGGGCCAGCUCCUUUUUCUCAGCCUUAGAAAGGAGACAAAACUCCUUGUGAGAAAUCAUGCCAAGAAAACUGUAGGUACUAGUCCAGGCAAUCACCUGGAGUAGAGUAAUAUAAGAGCAAAUGGAUAAAAUUAAUGUGCAAUAAUAAUCCAAGGUUACCCAGUGAUCUUCAGGCUGAGUUAGGAUCCUGCAAGCUUACUGCUAGAUCAUAAUUUUGUAACAGGGAUCAUAGAUCAUUAAUGAUGGUUUAUUGAAUAAAAUACAUUAGCUGGACUCCCACUUACUACAGACCAGAACAUAGCAGGCUUCCCACAGCAAACCAGGUUUGCACGUGCUUUGCUGGCCCCGCUGCAGCCAAGCCCAACUCCCGGAGCUGGUGGUUUAUGAACCAGCUACCCUAAGCGAACGUGGGCCAGCUUUACUAUGGUUCCCAUCUCGCGCAACCCUCUAUGCAUUCAAAACGGAUGGUCCAGGUUCCUUAUGGCCGGCGGGCGCAGCUCAGUUGCCUUCCCGAUCCCCGCCCUUGAUUGCGCUCCAGCCAGCCAGCCAGCCGGGCGCGGCCGCUCCCGACCCCUCCGCCCUUCCCUGGCCGCUUAUUUAAGGGUCGAGGCCGGCGGCGCCAGCCUCUCUCCUGGGAACUCCGCUGCGCACCAACCCGCCGCCGGGCACGGGUUCCUUUUUGUCUCCCCGCCCCGCCGGAGCUUGUGCUUCCGGACCGGGCGGGGAGAGGCCAAGAGCAGGUUCCGCUUCUCCCAGGGCCGAUGCGGGAAGCGCAGCUUCCGCUGCGUCCGGGGGAAAAAUGAAUUACAUGCCGGGCACGGCCAGCCUCAUCCAAGACAUCGACAAGAAACACUUGGUUCUCCUUAGAGAUGGCAGAACACUGAUUGGAUAUUUACGCAGCAUUGAUCAGUUUGCAAAUCUGGUUUUGCACCAAACAGUGGAGCGCAUUCACGUGGGCAAAAAGUAUGGUGACAUCCCUCGCGGCAUCUUCGUAGUCAGAGGCGAGAAUGUUGUACUCCUGGGAGAAAUUGACCUAGAAAAGGAAAGUGACACCCCUUUGCAGCAAGUCUCAAUAGAGGAAAUCUUGGAAGUUCAACGGGUAGAGCAGCAAACGAAGCAAGAAUCGGACAAGUUAAAAACGCAAGCACUGAAAGAGCGCGGCCUCUCCGUUCCAAGGGCUGAUACACUAGACGAAUACUAAAUAUUUAUCUGAACUGUCUCCCAAAGAUUGAGGAGACUGUGUACUGAAGUGCCCAAGCGAUGGACAACUAUUUUUUUAUUAUUAUUAUUAUUUCAGAUUCCUCCCCCCCCCUCCACCCUCAAGGGCAAAAAACAGUUGGAUCACCGUGACUUAAACUCUAGUUCUUCCCGUUUCACACACACACACCCCCAAAAUCAUUAUUUUUGAAGAUUAAAUAUAAUCCAGCAUGAAUGAAGCAGCUGUAAAAGAGAAUGCUGGUUUAGGACAUUUUGUUUGUUUUUUGUAACGCAGGGAUGACUUAUGGAAGAAGUGGGGAAGGAACACUCUCUAACCUGUAAAUAAAAGGUGAUUCCAAACACUACUAUAAGCCAAGGUGGAAGCAGUA
Molecule: messenger RNA, 1653 nt
Organism: Crotalus tigris (Tiger rattlesnake)
Lineage: Eukaryota; Metazoa; Chordata; Lepidosauria; Squamata; Viperidae
Gene: LSM1
Product: LSM1 homolog, mRNA degradation associated
Exons: 4
Coding region: 867-1268 (133 amino acids)
Biological process (GO): deadenylation-dependent decapping of nuclear-transcribed mRNA
Cellular component (GO): Lsm1-7-Pat1 complex; P-body
Molecular function (GO): RNA cap binding
Source: RefSeq, a predicted model, not a curated record